GAUUCAGAAUAAUUGCGUUACCAAGAAUCGAACGACUUUCUUAUUAGGGAUUAGGAGGAAUAUGUCAAAUACGGCUUCUAUAAUUUGAGAUCGAGAUCGAGUGUCGUAAAAAAUCCGCUUAUCUGUCAAAAGAAGAUUUUCUUGACGAUGACAGCGGAUAACAAAAAAAACAAAAAGCCGCAAAUAAAAUGGACCCGUGCUGUUCCCCUGAGAAGGCCGGAUUAUAUAAAAUCUUCAGUUUUUACAGAACGAGGUGAAGUUGGAUUUACGCCGACUUACGAUCAUGGUCGUCCGAACUUGGGUUGCUUAUUGAACUAUGAGUACAUGAGAAUGUGGUUCAAGGAGAGAGAUCAGUACCAGAAGGACACCUAUACCAAACAAGAUAAAAAGGCCGAUUCGUUCGUAAAACGUCGCCAUGUUCAGCGUUACACAAGACACACGGAGAAGCAGAAGAUUCUCCCCAUUGUGACGAUAAAGAAAUUUCAGAAUGUUCAGGGUAUUGAAUCAACUGCAAGGGAAGGAGUAAAGCUACAGGGAGGCACCAAAGCUUUCACAUACGUGCAAAAAGCAGAAGAAGAGAAAGGCAAACAGUUCCUGAAAUAUAAACCAGACUGUAGCCGUCCGAAGAAGAAGGCCAUCACAAAGGAAGAAUGAAAUGAAAUUGUUCAAACUUUGGGAUCAAGUCAUCAAUUCAUUGA
This is a messenger RNA of Coccinella septempunctata (seven-spotted ladybird), 698 nucleotides long. RefSeq lists its product as uncharacterized. Bases 148 to 654 code for a protein of 168 amino acids. NCBI's taxonomy places the organism in Eukaryota, Metazoa, Arthropoda, Insecta, Coleoptera, Coccinellidae. The transcript is spliced from 3 exons. The record is from RefSeq and is a predicted model, not a curated record.